Messenger RNA from Spirometra erinaceieuropaei, 20441 nucleotides. Lineage: Eukaryota; Metazoa; Platyhelminthes; Cestoda; Diphyllobothriidea; Diphyllobothriidae. The record is from the annotation of a GenBank genome assembly.
AUGCUUUUAUCUUUCAGAUCUUCCAGGGAGCUAAUUCCAGAGGUUUGGGCUUCUCAAAAGCACCGCAAACGAUCAGGUACUGAGGUCUUGCUUUCAGAACAAUUUAACUCUGUUGGGGUUUGUCCUGGGCACAUCAAUUCCUAUUGUUGCCUAAGGCGUGUAUUUCCCAUCGCUCUCUAACUCUCUCCUCGACAGGGGGGUCCUAAGAAGCUGCGAGGUAAGAUGCAGUUAUGUGGCCCCUCCUGAUGGACACAAUACUGUCGCGGUUAGGGUUAGGGGUUGGGACAACUAUUUCUCAACCACUCAAAGUGCAACCGCGCAUUCCCAAUAGCUUUUCUUUUUCAUGCAACCUCGUCUUCUGUGCGUUCCCCGGCCCCGCCUGUAAAAAUCUCCUAUUACCACCGGUCCUGUAUAACAGGUGACUGGGUUUUGUUUACUUCAGGUGGUGCUACAUAACCACAUCUGACCAGUUGCGAAUUAUGGGUGACUUAUCGUACAAUUUGCCAGUUCGCUAUUUCCCACUCUAGUAUCACACGUUACUUGGCUGUUGUAAAACUUGAUGGUUUGAAUGCGAGUACGUCAAACUUCAUUAGUAGUAUUGUCAGAGGUUGUCAUCUUUUUCGAGAAAAUUAGACCCAGACCACCAACUGCAGUUGACUACCCCGGCAGUCACUGGCCUGAACAUUAAUUUUGCCCUCAAAAUUUAAAAAAGUCGCGAAUAUUUCCUAUUGCAUUUCACUGAAAGCUAGCUCAGUUGUUAUUUCUUUUUGAAAAAAUUAAUGUUUUUGGGGAAUGAGGACCCCCUUUAACAGACCAAGUUCAGCUUCUGGGAACUGCGCUAUCGCAUUACGCAACGUCGGGGGAAAACCUUCAUGGCCUUGGUACGAACCAACUCUCUGACCUCAAUGGGCCCCAGUUCAGCGCCCAGCCAUGCAACCGACUUCUUCUUUAGGUUCUGCUCCUGCUUUCUUCCCGUUGCCGCUGUGAGCAACAGUUUGACCGUGGCAAGCGACAGCGUUCACCACGCACCCAAAAAAGUGAGCGCAACACAGCGCGCGAAUCAGUUUGUUGUAGCAUCUGCCGCACUUAGUCCUCCCUCACACACACACACCUUGCUCCGAUAGCAAAAGAAUGUCUCGACAGUCGGCGAUGGACGCGAGUGCAGCGAUUGGCGAAACCAAACAAUUCGUCUACGCGUGCCACACACGAGCUGAUCCCCACCGCGUGUGUUAGGACGUCUUGGGUCUCACAUCGACUGAAGGGGCUGUGUUACUCUGUCAGGUCUCGACUCUUAGUGCGCGUCGUGAGAGUGGAUUCGCCACUGUCGACCUGACUCUCCUCUCCCUCCUCCAUGCACCAGUCGACUGCCCGAGCCAUUCACCUAGCUGGCAAUGGGAUGAUGAUCUGCCAAUUGCGGCGUCGGCAUCGCGUGUUUUUGACGCGAACAGAGUGAAUCUAUUAGUGUUUUGGCUAGUUAAUUAGAUUCGCCCCUGAGCUAUGGCCUUCGACGCGUCUGAAGACUCAAAACAGAUGGCAGGGGGGGGGAGCGACCGCUCUUUUGGAGUGCUUGUUUUCCCAUAGUCUGGCGAAAUGGACCACUUUAUGCACUUUGAGGGUUGAUCUACGCUCAAACACUUUAGCAACUACUUAGUGAACUUGCAGAUAAUCUGCACUGUUGUGUGUCGUCUCCACCAUUUAUGUGUGAGAAAAUGAUUUGUCUAGAUGGCCGAAAACGGGGAUAACAACAUUGGUCGGCGUCUCAGGGUUCGAGUCGUCCGUUUCCAUAUAGGUGCUAGUGCUUUUCGCUCCCUUUACGGACUGGAGGGUGGAGUGGAUUAAGGGGGAAGUGGUUGUGUCUUAUCUUGUCAGCCCUUUUACUGACCUCUCCGCAUGCUUCAGUGAGUCUGCCUCCCCCAUCUCCGCCGGGUCCAAUCAAGUUGCUUGCAGCCACAGAAGACAGUGCUCACCUCGAAUGGCAGCCGCCAGCCCAAUCUCCGCACACCUCGGACCCCAUAAACUACCGCGUGGAAAUAAUACCGGAAAAUUCGCCCAGGUAAUCUCCCCACACCUAGUGUUUGUCCGCAAUCCUUUGAUGGCCGGCCGUUUGUCAUACAAAUGGCCUCGGCCAGGACAGAGGAGAAAGGUCUCCUUCAGAUCAGGCGUCAUGGGGUGUUGCUCAAGAUCAGUAUUUAAACAAUGCAAAGUCCAGGUGAUCUGGAGUUUAGUGUGGGAGCUAGAACGCCGUGCUGGGUCCAAAUUCUCUUUUCCCGCCACUGUCGGGGGUUUUAUCUGGGAGUCUCCAUUUCUUCAGUAAUACAUUGAAUGCAGCUCAACCCAAACAAUCAUGACACGCGAACAGUCGACUCACCAGGACAGAGCAACAAGUGGGCGGUCCCUAGUCCGGCUUCGCUCAAUUUAGCAAGUCAGGAUAUGCUUUUGAAGUGGGAAGAGUUGACUGAGACUAAUUGGUGCGUUCAUCCUCCACAGAGCAAUAAGUAGUAAAGGGUGGCGCGAUCUGCGCAGUCAGGCAUUUGCCACCGCCUAGCCACUGGAAGCCUGAAUAUCAAGUAAGAGUAGUGCUUGUGGACUAAGCAUCAUAUAUAUGAAAUGAAAACAAGCAUGUAAAGCAGAAUUUAUUGGGGUCAACAAAUUUCGUGACGGCUUUUCAACUGCAACCCGUCUCUGCAUAACAUAGGUAACGAAUGAACGCGCACAGCAGUAUGAAUUUGUACAGAAUGGCAGUGCAUAGGAGCAAGGUCAAAGUUCAAAAUAAUCAAUAAUCAGCCAAGACGUCCACAUAAGCAUCAAAAAGGAAAAAAGGAAGACGAAAUGUUAACAACAAAUCACAGUCAGAGGAAAAUAGAGGCGUGAGAUUACCAGGGCUAUUGCUCCUAUGCACUGCCAUUCUGUACAAAUUCAUACUGCUGUGCGCGUUCAUUCGUUACCUAUGUUAUGCAGAGACGGGUUGCAGUUGAAAAGCCGUCACGAAAUUUGUUGGCCCCAAUAAAUUCUGCUUUACAUGCUUGUUUUCAAUUCAUACCGGGGAAAAAAUGCUUCAAACAUCAUAUAUAUAUAUAUAGGUGUGUAUACGUAACCAGUUCACUUAGAAUGCUACAGGCACACGUACACGUAUAUACAUGCAUAUGACUUAGAACUGACGCGGUGUAGAUUCUGAGCCGCUAUAGAAAGACUGUGAAAAACCGAGUAGUACUCAAGUUGGUGACACAAACUUAAUGAAUCUGGCGGAUGUGAGGUUGUCGCACUAGGACUUGAGAAGACAAGGAGAUUUCGCAUAAUGUGUGGGGGAGGGGGAGGGAAGCGGAACAUAACAGUAGGGGAGGGAAUGGCGAAUUACUGGGGUGGAAGGGAGUAUGGAGAUUCAGUGGUGGCCGGAUAUGGAUUAGCAGUCUUUAGAUCUUGGAGAGUCAGUGAGCCAUGCGCGCGGACCGUCGUAAUAAGUACACAGGUCGACAUGACGGUUGAUGACCAGGCCUCAUUAGAAGUUCCCGGACCUCUUUUAUGUUGGCUGUGGCAAUAACUUCGGUAUCGGUCCUAUUGAAGUGGUUAUGCCAGCGGAUAUGUAGCCUGUGUGGAUGUCGAAUUUCCUGGCCAGCGUACUUUCAGGAGUAUUUGACGCCUAGAUAUGUAAAAUAACGUUAGUUUGAUGUUCCUUGAGGUAUGGAAUUAGAAUAACUGAUGUAAGUAAGCUAGCUCCUACCUGAGGAGAUCGUCCCUGUCGCAGUAAUGUAGGGACCGGUGAAAAAGACUCCUGACACGGCUUCUUUUUUGGAUCACAAGGCGGAUACUUUUAUAAUUAGGGAUGGCCCCAGCAUUAGAGCAUUUUCUACAGACACCUGUUACGAGGUUACCACCUCUCAGUCUUUGUCUAUUUGCAGGCAAAGGGACUGUCUAGCCUUUGAUGCAUUUCCUCAACACCCUACUUAGGCAUCUAAUUGACGAAACAAAACUUUGGGCUUGGGAGUUCGAAUAGCGUCCUCUUCUAGCUGUGAGGCUGACUCAGUGAGUAACCUCUGUGAGUAAGGUGAACGAAGAAGACUGGUCAAACACUGGAACCGUCUGUUUAUUUUUCUAAGCUUUUGAACUCGUGCGGAAGUCCUAUAUUUGCGACCCCUUUGGGGCUGCCUUAGCCUGUUGACAAUACUUAUUGUCAAAUUGAUGGGAGCCAUUAAGGACGUGCAGUGUUGGCGGGCCAAUAGGAUUUAAUUUAAAAAUUUGACAGUUACCGCGCACCCUGUAGAUUCAAGUGGUUUACACGCAUCGGAUCCAACUGGCCGAAUAUUCUUAGAUUUGUUAGGCGAUCUAGUCUUAAAUGGCCCCUACGUUCACGAGACGUACGAUUAGGGGACGCUGUCGCCUUGAUCACUACGGCUUCAGUGUUUGAAUCCACUCCGUACUAUCGCUGAACCCGACUUGCGUGGUUUUUAUUCAGAGUUAAAAUCACAAUUUGAAGGACAAACACCCCAGCCCAACGUGCCGGACGCCUGUGUUCUUAGUCAUCCUCCCCACAACUUGUGCCGGCGGCAAUAAGUCCGUAACCAGAACAGCAGUAGGGUUUGUUCGAACCAACCAGGUGACAGGCACUGAUUAUUCCGCUGUUGAGGCGAACUUUCAAUCCUUUCUUUCCUAGGACCUUUUCCAUGCUGACUCAGGAACCACAACUUUCCCUGGAGGAGCUACGUCCUGCCAAAUCCUACGACGUCCGAGUAUACACCUACCGGCCGACUGACGAUCAAGUGUCCAGCGAAGCCAGCCACUUGAGGAUAACCACGAAGCCCGAAGGUAGUUGCCAGAACGCUCUAUCCCUACAACCCCACACAUGCUGAGUCAAAAACAAUACCAUCCGGAUAACUGACUAAAAUAAAAAUGCGAAGUAAAUUAAAGGUGUCAAAAUGCUCGAAAAUGCUUUGAACCACAUAUAUAUGUAUUGGUUUGACAUCUGUUUGCGGCCAUUUGUCGGAUUUUUGAAAAAUCCUGUAUUUUCUGCCUCCGUGCUAGUUGUUCGCUUGCCAAUGGUCCAGAAUCCAAAAGCAGAAUCCACGGACUUCGCAGCACUGAAAAUCUCCUGGGAACCGCCGACAGUUGAUAGAACUGACAGGCCCGAGUUGCAGAUCAACCACUACAGGUUUGGCGUGUUCGAAAACUUAAUUUUUCUACAACAUACAAUCUACCUUUAUGACUUGAGUAUCAUGUUGUUUGCUUAUGUUUAGUGUUAUGCUGCUCAACCUUGCGCUUGGUCGACCCGGUGCCCACAGCUCGUGGACUCAGUCCUCAGAAGCCAAAUGGUCCAGGUUUGACGUGCCUGGGGGCUUCCGAACUACAUCUUACGUCAUAUCCGGUCUGCAGCCUGACUCUUUCUACAAAAUCCGAAUUUUUGCAGUCUCAAACGCAAACAUCGAUGGGCACCCUGCCGUCAUUACGUCCUCACCUCGGAUAAUCUCACGGCCUCCUUCGGGUCCACCAACGAAGGUAUGUAAAUGACUUUCCUCCAGCAAAUUGACAGAUCCCAUUAUCAUUUUACCCUGGAUGGAAACCAGAGAUGCAACUUUGAAGAUGAAUGAUCAAGUUCCAGGUGCACGUGUAGGAAAGGAGAACAUUAAUCGAGCAUUGCAAUCAGUUUUUUUAUUUUUCGGAAUGUUCGUCAUACAUUUAGUCGGUUUCCGGAUCAUUAAGAGGGUUAGCGCGGCGGGGCAUUUCUAAUACUUGCUCAUACGUAGAUGACUGACACCUCCUACACCUUAGGACCUCUUCCACCAUCAUCAGCGUUGCCGUCAGCUCACGUCCUGUCCUAACCUUCACCGUCCAUUUGCAUUAGAUACGAAUUAGUCGAGAACUUGCGAAUCGAUCGCACAGAGACUCCUGUACCAGUGUCAGGAGCCCCAAUAUGCAUCCAUCGCAUCCGCUCCACUUGCACACAAACACACUGCCCAUGGACGUUCCAUUUUCACAUGGACCUAUUCGACCCUAGACGCCUUCAUGAAAGCCUGAAGUAAAACACUGGAGACCUCACCCCACCACCACACCUAGUCCCACCAGUCCAUACUUCACACACGAACCCGCUCCCAAUACCCGACACGCGGACAGAACAUGCGCCGUUGACAUCAGAAAGAGGCACCUUCUUUGGUGCAAUCUGGUGUCUGACCAGCUCUGUCAGAUACUGUGCCCAAUCGCGGCGCCAGGACAGUGAACUAUUACAUAGGAGAGAGAGAGUGCGGUCGACACUGGUGAACUCAUUCCACGACGCGCCAAAAGCAGUGGCUUUGAAGUCUACAAACUGUCUGGAUAAUUUGGUCCUCGUGACCAGUGCUGUGUGUGCGUAUGGGCUAACUGGCUCGAGUGCUGGGAGUCAGGCCCAUUGGCUCCUCAUUAUCGACCGCGUUGCCGAGAUUCGAGUCCCCUAUUCUGCCGCAAAAAGGGGCCAAGAGGUAGGUGCGCUGGGGGGGAGGGGGGCACGCUGGAUUCUGGCAGACGUUAUCCUGAAUGUGCACCAUGACAAAUGCCGACAUUCGGGGUGUGCUGGCAGGCCCGGCUGCUGGCUCACGUCCCUCAUUGUUGUGGUUGGCUGAAGUCCGGGUCAGGUGUUUGUUGUGAACCAGGGGGCGGUGGUUGUACACCUAGGUGCGGGUCCGGCUGUGCCAGCCACCUGCUUCCUCUCUCUCACCCCCGGUCUUUUUGAUCUUGCCUGGACACCGAGCCCAGGCGGUGGGGGAGGAGGUGUGAGUGCGAUAGAUGCUGCGCAAGCCUACCCUCACUAAAACCUAAUUCACGCGCACGUCACUGCGCCUGCUCUCAACCUGCCGUGAAGCACACGGUAGAUACCGUCGGUCACGACGGUCGAACUGUCAUUCUGCGUCAAAUUGGUCGUGUGUGUGUGACACGCGCCUCAGCCCACCUUCGGCUAUCUUGAAAUUGCCCAUCGAUGGAGGAAAAAGUGAGGUAGAUGCCGCGCAAGUCAGCCUCGCUAUAAACGGUUCGCGUGCUCCGUAGAAUACACGGUGAGCAUCGUCGUUCGCAAAGGUCGAAAUCCCAUUUCACGUGACUGACAGCUGCCACGGGCAAGGAUAUCCAACUCCUACAAUGGCUUUUUAGAUUGUUCUGAGUGAAAUCUACAGAGGACUCUCUCUUGUCUGUCAAAUCAAUCUCGUAAUGCCGUGUUCUCCCACCUCUGGUAUCCCGAUUAUUUUAGAUUACUCUCACGCAUGUGGGCGCUCUGACAGCUAUGUUCUCCUGGCGCGAGCCCGAAGCUGCUAACGAGAACGGUGAAAUUGUGGCCUACCAGCUUUCUUUCAAUUCCCCUGAGUGGCUUUCUCCUCGUGAGGUGACAGUCUCUGACUCACUUAAUUACACGCUCACUGGUGAGUCUAACUUGGUCAGCUUGCCAAGGCGUCCGAAGUCGCGCUGGCGCCUUAAACUAUAUUCACGAACUGUUUCUACUAAAUGUUUAUAAGUAACUGUUUAAAUACAGGGCUAAAUCCGGCUACGAACUACACCAUGGCGAUCGCUGCAGCCACCCGUGCGGGCAUCGGACCACAGUCGAAACUCCUCCACUUUCAGACCACCUCCAGAAAGACUGUACUUGAUACUCACCGCCCGCAAACAGAGGAAACUGUGAGUUUUUGUUAUUUUGAAGAGAAGAAUUUCCUUCACCACACACUCGCUCUCAUCAUGCGUGCUUCCCCUAACGAUUGGCACCGCCACUUCCGGUUAAUAUUAUCUUCAAUGUUUCUCGAAGGUGUCAAGUGGCGCCUUUGAAGACCCAGUUUUUGUACAUUAUAUUUGGCUCCUCGUAGACGUAUGCAAUUGUUUGUCAGCAUGCCUGGAAAUCAGACGACAUAAAAAUGGUCCGUGUGUUUUUUGAAGACUGGUAAUUUAUAUCGGUGGAACUUGUGGAUUUCUACUGCUUUUCAAUAAUAUAUAUGCUAAUGUCUGGGGCCUCCUCCAUUUUUAAUUUUUUAAAUCUAUUUUAACAGUUCGAGGAUAAUGGCGCAGUGGAUUCUAAUGCGGUCGUGCCAUCACUUGUAAAGGUAAUUAAAAGUAUCCUUUUCCCGCUGCAACAGAAUCUGCUUCUCUUCUAUUUGUCAUUCUUCCACUCGUUUUAUGUUUUCGAGGGGGAUUCCAUUUCCCUGUUCUUCCUCCCCCUCGUGUACUAGACCGCCCCAAUGAGUGUAUGCCUCAUGUUGGCACGCUUUGGCCAUUUGGGUUUUAAGCCUUUUGCCAUUCAUUUCUCGGUUGCUCUUCGCCUCUGCAGAUUCACAACCUGCGUUACAUCACCAACGAACGCAGCAUCCUCCUGCUCUGGUCUAUGCCGCCUACAGCAGGGACUGCGCAAGAAUACCGUGGCUGUGUCAUCCGCUGGGGUCCACUCUACCCCGGCCCCUCAGAAGCCUAUGUCGGUCUGGAGAAGCGGGCCUAUUCCAUUGAGCAUUUAGGUAUCCGUUUUUAUCCCCCAAUUGUUCUACUUAAUUAUAUUUCAGUAGGUCUUAUUUGAUUUCUGGAAUUUACCGCUUUCACUAGCUCCUCUCCGCCAUCUGCUGAACGCUUUAGUGUUGCUAUAAUUGUAUUCAUUGUUAUUGUAUUUUGUCCUCUAAUUAGACUUUAUCGCAGUCAGGCUUAGGGUACACUCAGCAAGGUGACCGAUACCAGCUCAUCAUUCCCGUAAACACUACGCAGUUGGUACCCCGUCCGCUUUCAACCACGUGUGAUUUUAAGCAAACCCAUUUAGUGGGACAACUUUUGGCAGAUCUGGAGUUAGUAUCCUUCAGAUUUUCAGAUUGUUUGCAUAACAAUGCUGUCACUGGACUUUUUCCUGUGCUUUCCUGAAUUAUACGAUUAAUUGUUUGCAUCUAAAAUCCCUAAAAAAGAAUCCUGUGCCAUUUGUAGAUCUCUAAAAACUUCCUUAAUCCCUGCCUUGAAUUUUUGAUUUCAACAAUUUCAAAUUUCUUUAGAGCCCGCAACUUCCUAUCUAAUUUCAAUCGCUCUCCUUUCUGACGACGGAGAGGGGCCGUCCGAAAUGAUCACAGCACAGACUAAGCCCAGAUCACGUACGUCAGGAGGAGUUUUGGUUUUCCAUUUUCCAUCCUGCUAUUCUUUGUCGUCUCUCUAAUCCGCCUUCUUUUCUCUCAUCUGCCUGUAGACGGUAAGGAGGCCCUAAUUCCGGUGAACCUUCAAGCCAUUUCCGUGGGCUACGACUGGGCAGUUCUCACCUGGGAUCCGCCCACCUGUUCCUCCUUUGACGAAGGCGGAAGCGGGAGCUCGCGUCGCGCCCAGCAAAGGGCGUCUCCUUGUGCAUCAGAAUUGUAUCCUCUCCAGUACCAACUCCGUUACCAGCUACUUGAACCCAACAGCCUCGAUGCUAGUCAAUCACCUGAAAAAGCGGACGGCUUUGGUGAGACAUUGUCUGCCCCCAAAUUUUGCCUUCACUUCCUUAAUUUUGUCGAACUACUGACUCUUGCCUUCUCCACCCUUAUCUACGCCCCCCUCACUGGUUUCUGCAGUUAAUUGCCCGACGGAUGCGGAGGCCAUAGAAACGGAAGUAAAUACCACUGUGCCCUGGGCACGUCUGGAGGGACUUAAACCAGGCAACCGUUACGUUGCCUGCGUUCGCGCCUUCAGCGUCAACACACAGAAAUCGGGGACUACUUCGCAAUCUCGUGUCGGCGACUGGAGUCUUGUUCAAAUCUUCGAAACAACAGUGAAAAGUGAGCUGUUAAACUCAUUAUACGUAGCUACUUACAUGUCAAAAGUAGCUGUUUCUGAUUAUUGUUCUGAUUGGAUUUUUAGAAAGCACUAUCAGUAUAGAUGGUUCCGAUGCCCAGCCUAUGCUCGACAGCAAGGUCUUCGACGCCUCUUCUAGAGACCGGACUCCUGGGGAUCCCGAUCUCCCCCUGUCUGCGGAUCCCAGAUCAGCGGCCGGAGAACAAAGGUCCAAUUCUCUGAACAACAGUAGUGAUUCGAAUCUAUGGCUCUUGACGCCCACUAUUGUCGUCGUGUCUGUCCUCCUGGUGUCCGUCGUCUCUCUGGUUUGCUGGCUGAAGCGCAGAUCCUUCAUGAUCGUCCGGUAAGUCCCGCCUUCUCCGCACAUAUUUUCUGCCCUUAGUCCGUAUCUGUGACUGUUUCGUCCUCUCCUCAGCUACAAGCCGGAUCCGUCUGCAGAGGCCACAACGAAUGGGACAAACGUCUGUCUCCUCACACCAGCCAAACAGGCAAACAAUGUGGUCGGUGUCGAUGAGAAGACUGCGACCGCUACGAUGGAAAAAAGUGUCAAGGAGGGUCACAUGCUGGAAUACCUACAGCACCAACAACAUUCGCAGCCACCAGGUACGGCACUUUCUGCCCUAUUAUAAAUAAAUAGACAUCGUAUAUUUCAACCAACAGCGCUUUGCGACUGUUCGACCGUCGAUGUCGGCGAUGUUCACCGUGGGCUACACAGCUAGGUGCGACAGGCACGUUUAAUUGCGCAUGAAUUAGUUUAUAGUCACAGUAGGCUUUCGCAGCAUCUUCAUCUCUUUAUCUCCUUCACUCUCCAGCUGGACCCGGUGUCAAGACAGAGUCAAGAAGACCGGAGGCGGAUGAGGGCGUAGGUGACUGGUACGGUCGGACCCGCACCUAGGCGUGCGACCACAUCGCCUGGUUCACAACAUACACUUGACCAGGAUUUUUUUACCAACAACACCACCCCAACAGUGAUCAGAAGGACAAGGAUGACUGGGCAGCCAUGUCCACUAUCUAUAUACCCAGCGGCGGCGCAAGCUAAUCUAGCGGCAGGGAACCAGGUGUCAGGGAACUGCCAGCGCAUACCAGACUGCGAAGGCAUAGCACACGCUGUCAGACCUUUUGAUCUAGAAGGGCGACACCUGGCCCUGCAUUUAGCCUGAGCCGUCAAUCUUCAAGGUUGAGUAACGAAACAGUCGUCGACUAAGAGGCACUACCCAUAAAGCACACACAAACACUCUCCUAACAUGUAUGAGAGUGUCACAGGUCGUUACAGUCUGGCUCGCAGCCCACCAGUCCGCCACUCCACACAACACACACAACUGGGCAGACUGCGUGGACUGAGUUGGUUCCUCAGUCGUCUGCCUUCAGAACCACGGCGCUCGACGCACCGUCUUCGUCUCAGACUCCUAUCACGCAUGCAGAUGGUGGGUCGCAUGGAGAAGGAGUCUAGGCGCGUACUUGCGUGGGAGGUGACAGUUGGGUGCUUGCAGUGGGUGAUGUUGAUGUGCGUUUAGAUGCUGGUGGGGGAGGAUGUGAUGGUGUGGUGCAGCCGGCGGUUAUCUAGCGCAGGUUUUCGUGGACGCGCCGAAUAGGCCCAUGCAGUGCAUGGGUGUACGAGGGCAGUGUGGACAGUGGAGGUGGAUGCGGCGAGUGUGGGUUGGUGCUCCAGGCACUGGUUCGCUAGUCUUCGUGCGAUGGAUUCGCAAGUGACCGACCAGGCCGAUGUGUGAGAUGAAGGUGCCAUCGCAAGGCGGACAGGGUAUAGGCCGAGUCUCCAUCACUGGCGUUGACGGUGGUGGUGGUGGUGGUGGUGGUGGUGGUGGUGGUGGUGGUGGUGGUGGCGGCGGCGGCGGCGGCGGCGAUGUGUCAGGAUUGUGAACAGAAAGCCAAACAUUUACCUGCGGUCGAUAGUUGAACUCGAAUUGUUGUUUCCCUGUUUUCAGGCCAUACGGUGGGUAUUCCGUCGGUGGUUGAUCCCAUGGGCCAUGGCAGUUCGGCGGACGCGGCUAGCAGGGGGGCCACUGGAAGUAGCAUCAGUUCCGUCGUGUCCCUUCUGUCACCGGUGAAACACAGCGCUGCCUACUUCACGACGAGUCCCCUUUCCAACGCACCGCCUAUGCAGAGUCAGCUGUCUGACGUGAGUCGUGGAUAUUUUCGUGUUUCCAGUGGAACAGUUUUUUUUUAUUUCGCUUACCUCUGUCGUGCCCACUUAACUGAUUUCAAGUCAUUGAUUUAGGAUAUACAUCACAUGCGGUGAGGGUAUGGUAUGUAACCCCCCUUGGAUAGUUGUUCAGAAAUCUACUUGUAUACCUUAUUAAGGUGGGCGUGGUUCGUAACCGUUACAUGAUGCUUGGAUUCUCACCCUCACCAGCGUUUAAGGCGCCCAUAUUAGGCUCAAAUUUAGAGUUGCGGCUACGUUUGAGGUAAAUGUCAGUGUUAGGAGUUGGGCUACGCCUAGGGCUGGGGUUUUUAGGCUUGGACCAUGGUUUGGAUUUGGGGUUGAGACUGGGAUUGGAGUCUUGGUUUAGGGUUGGGGUUGUAGGAUUGCGACCGGGGUUAAGGUUAGAGUUUUACGAUUAGUGUUAGGGGUGUUUGGGCUAACAUAAAGCUUGAUUUAGGGUUGUGGCUGCGUUCGUGUUUGACUUAAGUGUUUACGGGUUAGGAACUAAGGCUACCCGCGGCUGCCGUUAGAGCUGCAGUUGACCACAGCUUUCCCAGUGGGGUUACAUACUAUACCCUUACCUAUCACGCUUGUUGCCACUUGUCCAAUCAGAACUCUGCCUGCAUUCUCAUUGUUUUUGCUGUACUCAAAUCACUUUUUACCCGCAUGCUUGCUCCUGACUAACUCUGGCUGGCUAUCAUUCAUAAUCCAAUCUUUUGUAGCAGCGGUCUAGAAGAAUUCCAGAAGAAUCCCGCGAUUCGGUUAGUUCGCGAAGUUGCAAUACUACCUUGAACAUUCUGCACAUUCGUAUCUCGAGUUCCCUCAUUCAAUCUACUGAAUUCCUCGCACCUGUAAAGAUUUAGGUUAUAUGGGUUUUGAACCAGUUUUUGUCUCUGUUUCUCCGUGCAUUGUUGUCUUGCCGGUAAGGAGGAUGAUCACUGAUGGGAGGUAUGGGAUCUUUGGGUCCCACGGGUUAGCUACACUUCUCUAUUGACCCAAAAAUUUUCUGCGUUUCAGCCAUUAGUGGUGCUUAUCAGGCAAACUGAUCAGUGAAGCGUCUUACUGCCCAACAAGCAAACUGUCGUAUAGUUCAUGAUCACUUAUGCAUCCUGUCCCACAAAUACAAGCCCACUUGUUCCUGACCACGAUUUCGCUUAGACCGACUAGGUCAUUGUAUUACGGCGUAAAAAGAGGCAAUUUUUAAUGUGGACAAGAUAUUAUCACAAAGUGGUAAUAAGAAUAGUCAAAGCAUGGCCGUCCGACGCUUAUUGGACCACCUAAUGUGUCAGCCUUUCUGCGCAUCUGAAGUUGGUUUGUGGUGCAAUGUAGACGCUACGUUGUGUUCAGCUCUUAGUGGCUGUCACCCUCUACCAAUAGGGUGUCGAUAACCCUGUGAUCAAUGCUCAUGACUCGAUUUGUUCAUAAAAUUGACGAGUAUAGAUUUCGCGGACGAGCUUUCUGCAUUCCGUAGCGUGGAUUCUAGAUAAGUCGGACGAUGCCAGUGAGACCGAAAAGUCGAUCGCAGCUUUCUAAAAGUGCCGGAAGGAGGAGGAACCAGACUCUUCAGCGGAAAAGAGCAGUACUACGCAAUGUACCUGCGAGGAACAGUAGCAUAUACGCAAUCAAGCAAGAUUUGGCGUUGGUGUUUUCAAAGACACUGCAAUUCACUGGAUCAUAAAGCGUUCGUCUCUGUGUUUAUCAGAAGCUUAGACGAUUACCGCAGUUGACCAAGUACCACAAGACACAACGAAUACGCUGACCUGGGGAUCACGCCAUCUGAACGGAUCAGUGGCAUUGGGUGACUGUCUUCAACGAAGAGGGAUUUAAUUUGGAUGGUCCGGACGGUUGGAACCAUUUCUGACACUCUGCCCGUAAAGAACCGGAUAGCUGUGAUCGCCAACCCAACGUCUGCUCCUGCCGAAGAUGUCGGCCAGACAGAAAUAGGGGGCGUCGAAAUAAUGACCGCUGUGCGGCUGCUGGUUGGGCUCGAGAGAGAGAGAGAGAGCCCGUAAGGCACAACGGAACGAGUGAGUUCCGUAAGAACGAUCGGUGAGUGCCUCCUACGAUUGCAUAUUCCCGAUCUAAACCGACAGGUCAACGGGCUCGUGGCCCAGUGGUUCGAGGCGUAGAUAUAUAACAGGUCGCGAGUUCGAGCCUUGGGUAUUCCACACUUCCGGGUUGGGUAUGACUGGCUGACGGCGGCUAAUAAGCCAGAAAUGGCCACUCCAGUCUCCCUUGUCUUUGUCGGUAAUAACAUGCUGCUAAGUUUCUUCUUUACGAUUCACGACGUUUUCCAUUCACUCCACCUGACUACUAUUACACUGACAUUUUUGCCUGGUCUCUUUGUAGGUGACGCGGUACACGUACCCUCCGCCGGACCCCUGUCGACCAGUCAUGGUGGCCCAGCCGGGUGGUCUGCCCGGAUACCAGCCCACUUGUCCGCCACCUCCAGGCACCGCUGCCUUCUAUACGGGCGGCGCCGGAGGAUACGCCCAGCCGACACCGCACGAUGCGGUGCCUCUCAACUACUGUCCGACUGGAGGCAACUUCAUCCGCGCCAACCUGCCCCCGGUGCCUUUCCUUGCCAGGCCCACUGAUGGCGAUGGUGUUGUCCGAUCCGGCCCCCGAAUCGACCUCGGUGCUGGGGGUCAGUCUACUUCAAAGCCUCGCCUUAUCUUGCUGCUAUGUCAGGGCCUACUUUAAUGACUGCGUUUUCUGGUCGCGGACCAGAUUGCAGUGUGAGCAAUGAUACCUAAGGAGACUGAAGCGACUCUAAAGAAGAUGCGCUUGAUGUUGCGGUCGCGUUCUCUUCUGUAUUGGCGAAGUACACAUGAGGACCUAUGGGAUCUGAACUCAUCACUGCAAACUUCAUCGAAAAUCUGGCUGCCAAGGUGUAGGAAGUCACCUGCCAUAGCCCUUGAAGACAGAUAGGAUUAAGAUGCAUUCGGAUCAUAUACAAUGAGUGACCGAUCUUAUGAAAUGUUGGCUGAAAUUCUGAAAUGCGUUUUCCGUUAGGGAGGAUUUUUUAGGCACAGUUGUGAUGCUGAUUAUCUUGCGGCAGUGUCCUAUAAUAUUUCGGACUCUGCAGGAUAUCAGCUCUUGGAUGCACUGUUUUUCUAUCUGUAGAAACCGUACUCGGUAAAAAAACGACUACGUAAGUAGCAUGCAUUUUUCACUUUGAUUUUCGAUGGUCUUGCAAUUAUAGCAUGUUAUAGAAAUUACAAAUAAAAAUAUGCUUUCUUUCAGUCGGUUGAUAGAGAAUCACGUCAUCUUUAUGUUUUAUACUCAAAGAAAGACUAUAAUUGGGUUUUAAAAGUUUCUAAUUGUGUGAUUUUUUGAGACCGCGCAAUGUCCAUUCAUGUGGCAUCCUACCUGUCCGUUUACCACUGCUUAUCAUGAAAUGUACAACAUAGUCCGCAUCCAUUGCACAAUUUUUUAGAUUCCAUAUAGUAUCUUUCUAAAGACAUAGAUGAAUAUGUGGUUUUCUUUACGUGGAACGCACGCCCCUUGUAGACUGAAAUCACUAAGUGCUAAUGCCACGACUGAUCAGGUUUCAGCUUAUUCGAGAAUUGGAAAACUUUUUUAAAACAUAAUUGUGUUCUUUCUUUGAGAAUAGAAUAUAAAGACGACAUGAUUCUCUACCAAGAAACUGAAAGAAAGCAUAUUUUUAUUCGCAAUUUCUAUAAAAUAUGUUUGAAUUACGAGACCAUCGAAAAUCGAUGUGAAAAAUGCAUGCUACUUAAAUAAUCACAUUUCACCGAGUACGGUUUCUAUAGGCGAUAGAAAAGUGGUGUAUUCAAAAGCUGACAUCUUGUAAAGUCCGAAAUAUUAUAGGAUUAUGUUGCAUGACAAUCACUAUUACAACCGCGCCUAAGUAGUCCUUCUUAAUCGAGAACCAUUUCAGAAUUUCGGCCAACAUUUCAUAGGAUCGGACACUCACUGUAUUCUUACUAAAUAAUCGUAUGAAUAUGUACAUUUUCUCCCAAAAGACAGUUGUCCGGAUAUAUUCGUCAAACCUUUAUGGUUCCACAGGAACAAUUACUGGUUUUAUCCUGACGAUUCCGAAACAUGUAAGCUUCUGUCAUUGGAGGCGAGUAUCGCACCGCGCCCCACAGUAUUUACAGCGGUUUGUCAUCAUGUGAACACGGCGUUAACAGUCGGAGCGGCAGGAAGAGGUGGAUGCGAGCUGUUAAUCGUCAGUGUUUUGGCUCUAGGGUUCAUCGCCCACAUAUGCACAAGGAUCGUUUCCGUAGCGGAAGGGGGGGGGGAAGGAGGGUGGCGGAAUGUUGUCAAUCCGCCUGCCUUUCGUUUGUGGCCGGCGUCCGGACGUUGGCGGCAAUCACCCGUAUUCACACUGACCUUGGUUGUGGCCCCGGGCGGCUAGUCUUGUUUGCGUCCCCUGAACUGUCAUUUGCCUCGUCUGUGGCAAUGUUGACGACUGCGCCUUCGCCCUAUCCAGGCUGCGGUGCGGUGACGUGCGUGUCCGGCGUAGGCUCCCACGUGUUUGGAUUUCUGUUUGGUCUAUGUUCGCACCUGCUCUGUCCUUCGUUGAGCCGGAGGGCCUGGUGGGCUGCAGAAAGAGCCACCCAACGAAGAUUCUCCCCGUGUCGAUUGCUAUUUUGGAUACGCGGUCGUUUCCGCUCCUUGGAAAUUUGGAAUGACGGGAAGCGAAUGUGUGUCCAGAAUCGGUGUACUUUCUGAGCUAUCAUUUUUUGUCAGUUUAGGACUUAAAUUGCCACUAUUGAAACCGCGCAUCAGCUAUUUUCUACCCUCGGGCACAGAUCUCACGAGUUUAUGAGUGUUAAGAGAGAGGAAGAGAGGAGAGAGAGGAAAUGCGCUUUAUUUUGAAAUCGUAAGUUCAAAAUUUUAAGCAAAAAAUUGUUUAAGACAGGUCUAUGGAAGCACCCAUAAAGCCUCUUCAUCUUUCCUUCCCAGACUCCAAAGCUCUAAGAUAUGACCUCCGACCAUUUUGAUCAAUUAUAGUGCUGUAAUCCGUGUUGUGAUCUUACAUACUGACAGUCCUGACAUCUUUAUGUCACUGACUACGCUUGUCUUCUUGCAGAAAACGAGGACACUUACCUGCAGCAUCCUGGGGUGCCCCUGACUCGGGCCCACGGCACUUUGUCUGGACCCGGUGUCACCGCCUCAGAUCUCAUUUCGGAAACGAGUUCUGGUGAGUUUUUUUUCGCCACUAGCUUGAAUCUUACCGAGCUUACCGUGUUUCCGAUUGGGCAAGGCUCUAUUACACUAUCGGGACCCUAGACACGCAGAGGUAGGCGUGUGUAAUACGGCAGCCGUGGUAAUAGGGGUUUUCCUCAUGGAGCAGGAGGCAUACAGUGGAAAAGUCAGCCACUGACGCUUUUCUGCCAAUGCGUAACCCAGAAAAUACAACAGUUGUUUGAGUGAAUAAAAUAUCGCGCAAUUUUUUAAAAAAUGAGUAAGCUAACCCGAAAACCAAAUGACGCCUAAAAAGAAUAAUUAGACGGUCAGGGUCACUGAAACUGAACUGAAUAAGGUGAUAACCAAUGGGAAUGGCCUGGGACACCAAUGCCGUAGAAAGUGGGUGCCCAGCGAGCAUAGUAAAGAGUAGACCAAGCAGGAACCCAAAAAGUGCGAUUAUAAGUUAAGAAAAAGAAAAGGUAUGAAAAUUUGAUGAGGAUGGGGAAAAAUCCAAACAGCGUUACGUAAAGGAUUGAAAGUGAAAUUUUAACUAUUGAAUAAUAGCAAAAAUGACAAUAUUUUAACGAAGAUAUCUUAAAAGUCUUCAUAUGUACCGAAAAAAUAUGAAAAUAUUUAGCAGCAUUAAAUGGGCCCUAACCUUAUUACCAAAACUAACCCAAAACCCAGCCUUAACUCUAACUCUGGCUGUCAUGCUAACCAUAGCCCUAACCUUGACCCUAGUUCAAAACCCAACCCUAACAGUAACCAUGACUGAAGACCUAACCAUAUGCCUAAAUCCAACUCCAAGUCUAAUAUUCAAAGUCGGUCAAUGUCCGAAACACUAACCCAAAAUACCUUAACGCUAACCCUAACCAUAAACUUUAAUUCCAACCCUAAUCCUAACUCCGACUUUAAAUCAAACCCUAAUCCUAGACGUAGCACAAACCUAACCCGAAACCUAGCACAAACCCUAGCCCAAAACUCACUCCCAAGCCGGACAAUAGGGCAGACUCUAACCCUAAACCUAGCACUAACCCUAACGCCAAAGUCCUUUCGAGUCCGCCUUGAAACUAACCCACAUCCCAAAACGCCCAUUAAACCGACGAAAGCAAUCCUAACAUAACCGCGAGCCUAAAGAUAAGCCGAAAGGUAGUCCUUAUAUUAGGAUUAAGAAUAAAUCUAUUCCUAACCCUGCAGCUAGGCAUCAACCUGAAACUGUCCCCAAAACCUUAGGGCAAGCCACUAGUGUUACCAUGAUCCUAACCGCAACUCACGAAAACCAGGCGGAAACAGAAAAACAAAAUGUUAACCGCCUACUGAAAUCAAUUAUAGUACAAAGAUAAUAACACGUCAACAAACCCGGACAACGUAAUAGAGCCCCACCUCCGAUUGUUUGUCUCAUAACUGGUUUCUUCUGCCUAAACGUUUCGACGCAUAUACCGGCAGGUAAAACAAAGCAAGUCAGUAAUCAUGAGGCUAUCUUAUAACUUUUUCCGAAAGUCACCCGCUUCUUCUUUUCGCCUUGUAGGCCUCCUCUCGUCUGCCUUUGGUGCCGGCCACCCCGUCUUCCAGAGCACUGGCGGUUUCAAUCCUUCUGAGGGCUCGGGGACUGCUAAUGCCUACUUCGGCGAAUCCUCCACAGUCUCCUCCACCUCCAACUCCUCGCAUCGCUUCGGCUCCCUACCGCCAACCUGUGCCACGGGGCUCCCUCCCAUGGCCCAGCCUCCCCCAUUACCGAUGCAUCAAUCCGCCCGGAAGGCAAGCCUGGGUGCUAAUGCUGGUGCCGGUCGUAUUCUCUCCACUCAGAAGGAGACUGACUCCGAAGCCCCCGCCCCCCAUCAGAAACAGCAACAGCAGCAGCAAAGAUUGUCAGUUAAGAGGACCGGGCCGUCUUCUGAGUCCAAGGCCUCCACACCGCGGAAGAACGCCUCCACGAAGAUGACCAAGUCCACCUCUGCGAACAUGCCGGUACGCGUCUCUAUCCAUUUGCCAUUACUACAUUCGAUGUUGUUAAGGGGACACCCCCCUAUGUACGUGCGUAUGUUUGUGCCUCUUAUUUCAAAGUAGUAGUCAGUGUCAUGACCGCAGCUAGUUCUCGAUGCUGAGACACCAGACACCGUUCUUUUUUGAAAUCCUGAGCCUCUCAGUAUAGCUGAAAGUAGCUGCAGUAGAAGUGCUAGUAGUAGCAGUAGUAGAAGUUUUACUGGUGGGAAAAGAAGUAGUAAUGGAAGCAGUAGUAGUUCUGGUAGCCGCGGUAGUAGUAGUAGUAGAAGUAGUAUUAGUAGUAGUAGAAGUAGUAAUAGUAGUAGUAGUUGUUGUUGUUGUUGUAGUAAUAGUAGUAGUAGUAGUGGUAGUUGUAGUAAUAGUAGUAGUAGUAGUAGUAGUAGUAGUAGUAGUAGUAGUAGUAGUAGUAGUAGUAGCAGUAGUAGUAGUAGUAGUAGUAGUAGUGGUAGUGGUAGUGGUAGUAGUAGCAGCAGCAGUGGUUGUAGUUGGACCGUCUUACCCGACGACGUCCGCCUUGUGUCUCAGAAGAAGGUUUAGCGGGCACGGUGGCUUGCGCGUGUAUUAGUUUAGUGAGAGUAGACUUGCGCAGCAUCUUCGUACCCCUCCACCUUAAUCCGGUGUAACGACGGAGUCUAGAAGACCGGCGGCGGGAGUGGGCGCAUGUAGAUGGCGCGGCCAAGCCCGCACCUUGGUGCUCCACACUACAACCUCUGGUCCACACAACAAUUGAUCAGGAUUUUAAUCGUCAACAAUACCACGACGGGUCGGAAGGUGGAGGAAGACUGAGCAGUUAUGCUCACGACCUACACACCUAGCAGGGAACAGCAAAGUGGCAGCGCAUACCAGGCUGCGAGGACCAUGGUAGGCUGGUUCUGGCAUGGGAGGCCCUUACAGACUUUUAGCCCCCGGAUAGCUAGUAGUCGACUGAAAGACGCUUUAACGAAAUUUGUAUUCCUCGGUCUUCACUUCUAUCGGAGUCCUCUUUUUGAUGGUUAUCUGCACAAAACGUUUUUCCAACGACUUAUGAACAAAUGUCAGUGCGCACCUGGGAUCGGGAGCUUCCUGUUGGAGAAUGUCGGGUCCGUAUUAAGCAGUAUUUCGCUAGAAGCGAUUCUUGAUAUUCCAUAAAAGUGCCUGAACCUUUUCACGUCUCACUGACCUCUAAACCAGCUGCUAACGCAGUUUGCAUGCUUCUGGGGUUUUCGUUUACACCUUCCCUCCGCUCAUUAGAUGUGACGCUGGCGGACAACUUUCCUAAACCGCGCCUGAUUUUUUUUCUGCCCAGAAAGCGAUCAGCACUGAGGAACUGACCCAAGAGAUGGCCAACCUAGACGGUCUCAUGAAGGACCUCUCGCUUAUCACUCAGAACGAAUUCGGCUGUUAA